This is a messenger RNA of Cercospora beticola, 3638 nucleotides long. Its product is annotated as Zn(II)2Cys6 transcription factor. The record is from RefSeq and is a predicted model, not a curated record. Gene Ontology annotation, biological process: regulation of DNA-templated transcription; DNA-templated transcription. Gene Ontology annotation, molecular function: zinc ion binding; DNA-binding transcription factor activity, RNA polymerase II-specific; DNA binding. NCBI's taxonomy places the organism in Eukaryota, Fungi, Ascomycota, Dothideomycetes, Mycosphaerellales, Mycosphaerellaceae.
CUGCUGUGGCAGCACACCCCUCCGCCGGCCAGCCAUGGCUUCUUAGCAUCCUGCUCACCUCCUCGCCUUUCCACCAGAAGAAUGCCCGCCGUCGCUGUGUUUGCUGGAACCUCGCUGCCUCCACCCUCCGCUGCUCCUGCCCGCCGAAUGAACGCCCGAGGAAACGGAAUGCCUGUCAGCGGCUUCGGAUCCUGCGCGUGAGCUUUGGACACUAAACUCCCGAUGACAUUGAUAUCCACUUCUUCGGCGUUCCGCACUUUCUUCAGGUAACAUCUCCAGAAACAGCUGCUCUUCCGUCGGCAUGGACAGCGCGACGAGUGCGCCGGCGCCCGCUGCGCAUACCAAGCAGUAUGUCUUCGUCGACGAAUACAACCGCCACAAGCGCCUCAAGGUCAUGCGCGCCUGCGAUGGCUGCCGAAAACGCAAGAUUCGCUGCGAUGGCGCCCUGCAAAAUGGUCCAUGGCCCUGCGGCGCCUGCAUUCGUCUGAAGCUCAAGUGCGUGCCGCCGACUCUCGACCAGGACGAUGACUGCCAGACGCCCGACAGCGCCACCGGCCAGCAGACCUUUUCUUUCCAGAACACCACCUUUCCCAAGACCAGUCCGGCGGCGACGAAACCAAAUGGCGUCUCUUCGCAGCCGCGGAUGGUGCACGAAUGGACGAACAACGUGCCUCCGACAACACCCACAUCUGCUCCAGCAUAUCAGCCCGAAUAUUCAUCGAACACAUACUCUCAUCAACCCAAUACCCGGCCGACUCAGCAAAGCUACCCUCAAGGCAAUUUCUAUGCCGGCACCUCUACGCCUCUGCAGUACCCGCAAAGUGGUGGCCAAAUACCAAGCUUCAUCAGGUCUGGUACAGAGGUGUCUGAAGCCUCCAGCGGCGAUGCACAGGAAAUCGAAGCUGGUGUACGUGAGCUCUCCAGUGCCAUGGGCGACCUCCAGAUCGACAUCACUUCUGCUGCUCCAUACAUAACACGUGCACAGCUCGCACCAGACGCACCCGGAAUGGAUGAGGUGGAAGUCGUGCUUCCUGCGUCAGUAUUGGCAGACUCCACGAUCCGCAUUCCACCUGAAAUGAUGCCAUCCGACGAACGGGCGACAUACUUUUUCAAUUAUUUUUUUGACCAUAUUCAUCCUUACUGCCCGGUAUUGCACAGAGCGACAUUUCUGGAGAAAUGGCGCACGGACCGGCAUAGCAUGUCUCCGCUGCUCCUAGAGGCCAUAUUUGCGUGCGUGGCUCGAUAUCUCGAACAGCCUGUAGAAUCACGCAAAUGGCUAGCACUGGCAAGCAGACAUGAAGAAAGCUUCAAGGAUGUACCCAGGCUCGAUACAAUCCAGGCUAUGAUUAUCCUGAUGAAGGCACGGGAGAGUAUUUCUAAACGGGGUUAUUAUUAUCGGUCGUGGAUGGCAGUGAAGUAUAUGACCACCAGUGCCAUUGAUCUCGGGCUGGAUAUUCACCACGAGCAACACCGGACCACGAAUAAAUGCAAUCACAACAGGACUGAGUGCAUGCUGCGCACGCGAAUCUGGCAGACAUUGUUCACUCUCGAGAUCCUCACAGGCGCGCCAAUGGGAAGAUCAGACUUUUCGGUCGACAUCGAUUCUGUCCAAUAUGCUUUACCAACGCCAACGAAUGACAUUGAUGCAUUCGAACAUCUGGCAUCCCGGAGAUCGACGAUACUCGCGCAGGCCGUGAGGAACAUCAAGCAAUCCAAUAUUUUGUGGCAGACCAUGAAACGAUAUAAGAAGGACUGGGCUCUCGAUCCAAGUUUUGUGCAACAUAACGAAGAUCUUCCAAUUUGGGCAGAGAAUCUACCGAACGAUUUCCAGCUCCAAUACAGUGAUGAUGGCAGCCCACCUUGGCUCGGCGCAGAUCAUUACAAGGCCUACAUUCACGUGUAUCAUCAUUUGACCAUUAUUAUGCAUCAUCGGCCACAAUUGCAGGCGCUGUUAGCCAAAGGUGACCCUGGCUGGAAGGACCAGCUGGAAAUCUGCUUGAACUCGGCCAUGCUCAUGUGCCGUAUUCAAGAAGCUCUCUAUCGCGAUUUUCAGUUCCACGGCCUGCAGUUCAUGAUUCGUGGAGUCAACUUCACGAUCUAUUGUGUGCUGACAUGCAUGAUGCUGCACUUGGCCGCGAUUACCUGCCCAGAUCCGAAGCUGAACACUCAAGCCCGCAUCUACUUCACUCGCCACAUGCGCGUGCUUGAGCAUUGUAUCACAUCUGCCAAUGCAGAGAUGCAAGCUCAGAUCAACACACUCCGCGAGGCCUUCAGUGCCGAUGUCACUCAGCCCUUUGAACUCAAACCUACUCUGGGCCUAAGGAGCCCGGUUAUGGAAAAUCACUCCACGCCGUCGAGCACGAAUUCGGAUCCAACGAACGCCCGAGUCCUGACACAGCCCACCUGGAAUAUGGCCGAUGCAGCCAACUCGAAAUCCAUGUCAGCAAGCGUCAACUAUGCAACUGCCUUUGAUGGUGGCGCCAGCCAUGGCCUGUCUGCGAGGCCAUCGAUGACGCAUCACGACGGGAAUUAUGAUUUGUCGCAGACAUCACCAUAUGCGCCGUCUGCCAUGCAACAAGUAUCAGCGGCACAGACCGGGUACGCCUUAGAGCCUGUCAUCAGCAAUGAGCAACACACGCCUGUCUGGGAUCCAUCUGGCAUAUUCAACCAGUGGAACGCAGCAUUCGGCGGUGGUGCUCCGCCUCAAGCUACGCCCCCAGGUCCUGCUAGUAUGCAACACACAUCGGCACCGAUCAUGCAGAACCAGACCUCUCCCAUUAGUACACACGCGAUGUACGGAGCGCAGCAGAUUCCAGUGUCCAACCCAGUCAUACCGGACACAAGCCCGCCGGCUAUGCCAAUGGUCACUCCGGUGAUGUGGCAAGAUGCAUUCACAAGCGCCUAUGUCUCAGGACAUGGUCAAAAGCGGUACAGGGAAGCAAGUGUGGACCAUUCGGCGUAUGCGCACUAUGCAACGUCGAAACGCCGUGGCUGAGCGAUAUCUCAACAGCAGCCUUCGUGUCUUGGAAUAGACAUGAAAUCCACCAGGCCGAGGAUGUGGCGGUCAGAUGCAAGACUGCCAACCUCAAAUCGUUAGAUCUACGACCGUAGCAACGAUGGACGCGAGAGUAGCGAGACGGCGAACUAUUGAGAGGCAGGGAGCGGCUGCGCUAUCAUCCUCCACUCGGCGCACUCGGGUUCCGACUAGAAAAGGUCAUCACGUGCUUUCGAGGCCGGCGAGACCAGGCCGUGCCACUCGCCCAUGGAAAGCCCGUGCUGGGAGACUCCGGUGCGGAGGAGCCUGACAACCUUCUGUUCAACGCUGCCCAAAGCUUGGUCCAGACUGGCUGGGGAGCUCCGAACAAGGUGCGAGAUUCUGUCGCUGGUCGACAUCACCUCGACAACUGAAAGUCUCUGUUUUCUUCCCUUUCCCCCGCAUCCUGACACAUUCUAUCAAAUUGUCGAAUCACGUUCGAAGUUGAUACGCAUGUGGGGUUUUGCUGUAGAUACCCCAGCACGAAUGUACGAAAGAACGACGAUGCCUGCUUCAGCACCUCCAAAAUUGCAUAUACGAAUGAGAAUGGAACGAUUGUUGAUAUUACUACUCAGUCACAAUUUGCGUCCUGCCGCUACUUACC